AUGCAGACCACCAGGGCACUGCUCAUUUCUCUGGCUCUGAUGCGCUUUAGUACCAGGGGUAUGAUCAGGCCUGUGUCUGCAUCCUUCCUGAGUAGACUAGAGAACCCAUCUAAACAGCCUUCCUGCAGCAGCAGCUCCCCACUCCAGGUGGCCAGACGGGAGUUCCAGACCAGUGUUGUCUCCCGGGACAUUGACACAGCAGCCAAGUUCAUUGGUGCCGGGGCUGCCACAGUUGGUGUAGCCGGAUCAGGGGCUGGCAUUGGAACUGUGUUUGGCAGCUUGAUCAUUGGCUAUGCCAGGAACCCGUCUCUCAAGCAACAGCUCUUCUCCUAUGCCUUUUAA
Messenger RNA from Urocitellus parryii (Arctic ground squirrel), 342 nucleotides. RefSeq names its product ATP synthase F(0) complex subunit C1, mitochondrial. The record is from RefSeq and is a predicted model, not a curated record. Gene Ontology annotation, biological process: proton transmembrane transport; proton motive force-driven ATP synthesis. NCBI's taxonomy places the organism in Eukaryota, Metazoa, Chordata, Mammalia, Rodentia, Sciuridae. Gene Ontology annotation, molecular function: proton transmembrane transporter activity.